Molecule: messenger RNA, 5878 nt
Organism: Mobula hypostoma (lesser devil ray)
Lineage: Eukaryota; Metazoa; Chordata; Chondrichthyes; Myliobatiformes; Myliobatidae
Product: semaphorin-3G-like
Exons: 17
Coding region: 212-2530 (772 amino acids)
Biological process (GO): positive regulation of cell migration; semaphorin-plexin signaling pathway; negative regulation of axon extension involved in axon guidance
Cellular component (GO): plasma membrane
Molecular function (GO): chemorepellent activity; semaphorin receptor binding
Source: RefSeq, a predicted model, not a curated record
CCAGGAGCGCUGGUCGUGCCUGCAGCGGUCCGCAAACAGCAGGACCCUUCCUGGGAUUAAGCAAGUGGUGAGUUCGCUCGCCACUCUCGAUGCUGGACCCUCCCUGCACGAACUCAGGACCUGUGUGACAUCUGUAAGGAGGUGUUAAACGCCACAAAUUGAGUUUUGUCACGUCUGACCACUUAAAAAUUUACUAUUGUAAAAUAAAACUAUGAAGGCGGUAAUAUCACUGACUCAAACUCUGGGCACUUUGCUACUCUGGAAUACUAUCAAUCAGUGGAACGCGGGAGCCAAAGUGAAUAUUCCCAGACUGAAGCUCUCUUAUAAAGACCUCAUGGCUGCCAAUAGAUCUGUUAUCUUCUUUGGACUCCGUGGUUUCCUGGAUUUCCGUUCAAUGUUCCUGGAUGAGUACCAUGACCAGUUGUUCAUCGGAGCUAAGGAUACCUUGUACUCUCUUCAACUUGACCAGAAAGCAAUCAAUGCCAAAGAGAUUUACUGGCCUGCCCAACCGGGUCAAGAGGAGGAAUGUGGCCUCAAGGGAAAAGACCCAUUUAGUGACUGUGCCAACUUUGUGCGGGUCCUGCAUCCAUACAACAGGUCCCAUCUGCUGGCCUGUGGGACAGGUGCGUUCGAGCCGUUGUGUGCCUUGGUGUACGUGGGCCACAGAGGGGAGCGUGCCUUCAGGAUGGAGAGGAACAGCAUGGAAAAUGGGCGGGGCAAAUGUCCAUAUGACCCCAAUCGACCUUUCGCAAGCAUCUUGAUUGACGGUGAGCUGUACUCGGGACUGGCAGCCGACUUCCUGGGGAGGGAACAAGUGAUCUUCCGCAGUCUGGGGACACGUUCCGCCAUGAGAACUGAGCUCGAUCAACGACUGUUACAAGAUCCCAAGUUCGUGGCGGCUCACCUCAUCCCGGACAACAUUGACCGUGACAACGACAAGGUUUACUUCUUCUUCACGGAGAAGGCCAUGGAAUCAGAAGGCAAAGUCCGAGCCAUAUACAGCCGGAUUGGCCGUGUCUGUGCAAAUGAUGCUGGGGGUCAAAGAGCUCUAGUCAACAAAUGGAGCACAUUCAUCAAAGCUAGACUGAUCUGCUCUGUCCCGGGGCCUGAUGGCAUAGACACUCACUUUGAUGAGCUUGAGGAUGUCUUUCUACUGAGGACUAAGGACGAGAAGAAUCCAGAAAUCUAUGCUAUCUUUAGCACAAUAAGUAACGUUUUCCAAGGCUAUGCUGUUUGUGUGUAUCGUAUGGCUGACAUCCGGGAGGUCUUCAAUGGACCGUAUGCACACAGAGAAGGGCCAGAUUAUCAGUGGACGGCUUACGAGGGCAAAGUGCCUUAUCCAAGACCUGGGUCUUGCCCCAGCAAGAUCACCACGCAGCCCAGUCGCCGAUACACCAGCACCAAGGACUAUCCAGAUGAUGUCCUGCACUUCGCCCGCAGUCACCCACUGAUGUUCCAUUCUGUAUACCCGAUAAACCAGCACCCUGUGCUCAUCAAAACCAACGUCCAGUUCAAGAUGACCCAGAUUGUCGUGGACCGGGUAGAGGCAGAAGAUGGACAGUAUGACGUCAUGUUCAUCGGGACAGAUACUGGAAUGGUACUGAAGACAAUCGCCCUGCGGAAGGGGAAUGCUGUUCAGAGUGAGGAGGUGAUUCUGGAGGAACUCCAGGUGUUCAAGGUUUCAAAUCCCAUCACAGCAAUGGAGAUCUCUGUGAAGCGGCAACAGCUGUAUGUUGCCUCAAGAAUGGGAGUGGCCCUAGUGAAGCUACAUCAGUGUGAGACAUACGGCAGUGCCUGCGCCGAAUGUUGUCUGGCCAGGGACCCUUACUGUGCGUGGGACGGGAGCUCGUGUGCCAGAUACCAGCCUGCUGCCAAGAGACGCUUCCGAAGACAAGAUAUCUGGAACGGUAAUCCCAUUCACCAGUGUCUGGACCAGAAUUUAAGUGUGGAAGGAUUUAACAGUGUGGAGGAGAGGGUGGUUUAUGGGACCGAACACAACAGUACCUUUCUUGAAUGUAUUCCAAAAUCUCUUCAGGCCACUGUCAAGUGGUUCAUACAGCGAGCUGUGGAUCUGCAGAAGGAUGAGGUGAAAACCGAUGAACGGGUCAUCAAGACCGAGCAUGGCCUCUUGUUCAGGAAGAUUUACCGAAUGGACGAAGGAACCUACUACUGCCAGACAAUGGAGCACGGCUUCAUCCAGACAGUGACCAAGAUCUCGCUGGAGGUGCUUGAGAGUGAGCAGCUGGAAGAAAUCUUCAACCGGGACGAUGAAGAGCGGAGCCAACGCCCCUGCGUGGCCCAGCCUCGCCGGCUACAGAGCCAGAAGCCCUGGUUCAAGGACAUCAUGCAGCUGAUCGGUUACUCCAACCUGCACCGUGUGGAGGAGUACUGCGAGAGGGUGUGGUGCAGUGACAAGCAGCGGAAGAAGCGCAAGAUGAUGUCGAGCAAGUGGAAGUUCAUGUCAGACAGUGCGAAGAAAGGGAAGAGCAGGCCCCGUAACAGAACACCCAGGCAUGUGGCUGACACAUAGAGCUGGCCGGCUGAUCGCCAGCUCCAGUGGCCCCUGAAGGGUGGAUCUCCAGAGGAUGGACUAGACUUUCACAGAGCAGAGAAAUAACUGCACAGAAGGAUCAUUUCUUAGCCAACCCCAUCCCCCACAAAGUCAAAGAUCACCAAAGGCUUUCACAUCCAGUCCAGUCACCAGAGACUCUGAUCGGUUAUGAUCCCAUUUUAUUUUUGAAUCUACUGCGCCAUAUAAUUUUGAUCUCAUAUGUUUUUUAGGUUAAGAUGUUAAGCUCCAUGUAUUUAUGUAUGUUAUUUAAUAAUUCAUUAGAAAUCAGUGAGGGGACCGAGAAAUCCAUCCACUAUAUUUGUUGAAGACCAAAAAUUACAGAGCAAGAUCCAUAUACCUUUAGUGCAGCAGACCCUAACUGAUUCAAUACUUGGAACGAGUCAGUGCCCAGUCUUUGAUAACUUCAGUCAAAGCAGCUUGUCAGAUUGGGAAUGGCUGGGGAUUCCUAGCUUUGCUACCGUUGAUCAAAGUGUGCUUAACACUGUUUGUGGGUGCAACUGGACACUCUGCUUUUCUGGGCAAGUUUCGCCUCUUCUAAAUUGCUUCUACAUUUUAAUAACCAAUGUUGACGCUGAGGGAGGGGAUCAUUUGUUGUUAGGUUUCCAGAAAUCAAUAUUUUACUUCUGGUGAGGAAACUGAGCAUUAGCUACCGUUUCGCAGAAAAUUGUUCUGCAGAUCAAACUCAAACCAGGAGCCCUUGAACUACCGGAGAAGAGUGCAUUCUAUUUGGCUGCACACAUCCAGCCCCGUAAUCCUUCAAUUCACCAUUUGGGGCCAUUCCUGGGCCUGGAGUUGGCCUUGCCUGGGGUGGGAGACUGGGAUUCUGAUGUCAUUUUGUUCCACUGAACGAUGUGGGCGUGCUCUGUUGUCACCAGAAUGUCCAGCAACAUUUGCGGGCUGCCCCCCAGCACAUCCCUGGGUGUGUUGGUUGUUCACGCAAACAACACUUUUCACUGUAUUUUUCAGUGUACAAAGUUCAAAGUACAUUUAUUAUCGAAGUACGUAUACUAUAUGCAACCUUGAGAUUUGUCUCCUUACAAGCAGCCACAAAACAAAGAAACCCAAUGGAACCCUUUAAGAGAUAGACUGCCAUACACUCAAUGUGCAGGGAAAAAAACAAGUCGUUUAAGCAAUAAAAUUAAGCAAAUAACAUUCAGAACUGAAGUUCAUGAAAGAGAGUCCACAGCCAUGAAGUCAGUCAUCACUGCAGCUGAUCCAGGAGCCCAUUAGGUGCAGGCCAUAGCCUCAGUUCAGCGCAGAGACGAGUAAGCCUCGCGGAACAGCGAGCUGAACACCAGCCCAUCCCUCGCCUCUGGCCCUGACACCCUGAUCUUUCCAAUCUGGCCCAGCGCUUAAAUCAGCCAAACCUUGGAUUGUUCUUCACUCUUAGACUCAGGCCCCGUCGCUUCGAUAUGCUCUCACCCAACCUUUCCAAUCUGGCCUGGCACUUAAAUCAGUCAAACUCCAGGUCAUACCUGGGCUUUUCUGCUUCGAAGCGGUCUCAGGCCUGUGCCCCAGCAGCUCACUUCAGCCCAUACCCGAUAAAUCAGUCCAACAGCAGGUCCUUCCACACUCCCUGGCAGGGGCCCUGCUGCCUCACCUCAGUUCUACCACUUCAACUUCACUCCAAGUCCGCUCCAGCAAUGGCCAGACAUUGCUCCCCACUCUCAAGCCCUGCCACCUCAAUUUGGCCCACACACACACACACACACACACACACACACACACACACACACACACACACAUACACACACACACACAUACACACACACGCACGCACAACGCUGCAAUCGUUGUGCAUUUUCAAGACAUUGUGCAAGUUCAUACCACAGGAAUGCCAGGUCGUUCUUCUGGCGCUUUAAAAGCUCAACUCCAAAAGGGAAGUUGCAGGCUAUAGAGUAAUAAAGUAGCUAAUAGUUGUGUUUGCUGCCAGCAAGUCAUCGCUGUGCUUCACCAGUGCCAUCUUAAACCAGACCACGUACAUGUGAUAAAUAAAUCAGAAACUGAAUCUGUAUUCCAAUAGAUAUAUUCCAACAUGAAUGCAUUAUGGUUAUAUGCUGAUGAAUAUACUCCAAUUGAUACAUUCUAAAGAAAAUUACUUCAAAGGGUAUAACUCAAUGCUAUAUUCUAAAAGGUGUAUUUCAAGGAAUAUUUUCUAAUGGAUAUGUUGCAAUGGAAACAUUCCAGUUGGUACAGUACAAUCAGGGCACUCUAAUGUGUACAAUCUGAUAGAUAUAUUUUAGAAGAUCCAUCACAAUAUGUCAUUCUGCAAGGUAUUCUAUAUCAAGUGGACAGUCUGAUGGAUACACGCUGAUGGUUCCUUUGGGUGUAUUCCAAUUGCUUUUACAAGGUCCUAUUGUAUUUAUCACAGUUCAGUUGUUUCCGAUUGCCUGAAUAUGACUCAUUUUCGUGCUGUUUAAUUAGAACCAGACCUAAAGGAAAACAAGUUGUGAUUUAUGUUGUAAAUAGAGGGCCUGGCAUUUAUCAGAAAUCCCUUCAUUUGUUUCCAUAAGCUAUAGAAAAAAAAUGCUCAGCAGGAGAUCUUAUUCUAGGCAGAAUAAAUGUUGUAAAACUAAAGCCUGAUACUAUUAUGUUUAGUCCUUAAUAAUAUUGGAUAAGAAUCCUCCCAAUUCCUGAAUGAAGGCCUCAUUACGUGUUGCAGAGUCCAAGUGGAACAAACUGGUCCCACUGUUUGCAAUUGAUUACAGGAGAACGGGGAAAAUAAAUAACGCAAUGUGUUCUGAUAAGGUCUGCUUUGUAGAAAGCACAAAAGAGCAGUUUCUCUGACAACUUUCGAAAGGGAAUUGGACAGGCACUUGAAGGGAAUAAUGUUCCAGGUCUUUGGGGAAAGAGCAGAGAAUAGGGGCUAAGUGGAUUACCCUCGCAAUGAGUAAGUGGAGGUGUCAUUGAUUAACCAGGCUCCACCUCUGCUUUGCACUCCCUGUUUCUUUGCAUAUGUUAAAAAAAGAACAGGUAUUAAAGAGUGAUUUCAAGCCCUGAAUAUACAAAGCUGCAUUAUUCCUAAUAAAAAUCCAACUUACACUUAUCAAGGAAUGAGUCCUGUCAGCUCCCCAACCUGAUGGCAUGAACAUUGAUUUUUCAAACUUCUGGUAAUUGCACCCUCCCCUUCACCAUUCCCCAUUCCUGUUAUUCCUCUUUCCCUCUCUCACCUUAUCUCCUUACCCGCCCAUCACCUCCCCUGGUGCUCCUCCCCCUUCCCUUUCUUCCUUGGUCUUCUACCCUCUCUGAUCGGAUUCCCUCUUCUCCAGCCCUUCAUCUCUUUCACCUAUCAGCUUGCCAGCUCUU